Molecule: messenger RNA, 4177 nt
Organism: Motacilla alba alba
Lineage: Eukaryota; Metazoa; Chordata; Aves; Passeriformes; Motacillidae
Gene: ENTREP1
Product: family with sequence similarity 189 member A2
Exons: 11
Coding region: 425-2041 (538 amino acids)
Cellular component (GO): membrane
Source: RefSeq, a predicted model, not a curated record
ACAAAGGAGAAGGGCAAGGGAGGGAGCACAGGAACAAGAGUUGGGGUAAACCCUAGCAAAGCUGUUGCAAAACGGCUGCAGCAGCAUCAGCGGGGAGACCCGGGACGGGAAGAAUGGCUCAGGGUCCGGGAGAGUCUAGGACAGAGUCGGAGCUCCGGAAAAGCACCUUGCGCCGGGCUCGGCGCUGGCUGCUAGGGGGGCCCCGGCCCCGCCGGGCGCUGAGGGCACUACCAGGGCCGCUCUUCCCCGCGGGGGAGCGGAGCGCAGCCCGCACGGGAGGCGAGGCUGCGGCAGCGCCGCAGGAAGUCGGCGCCCGAGGGGGCUGGCACAGGGGCGGCGGUGGGGCGGCCCCGCCCGGCCCGGCCCGCCGUCCGCAGCGGUCGCCCGCCGAUAGCCGCCGCCAGCACCCGCAGUGUCGCCGCCGAUGGUGCUGCCGGGGUCCUGCUGCCCUCUCCCGGGACUCGUCCCACCGCCCCAGGCAAGGCCCCUCCGCCUGGGAGCACCGCGGCGCUGCCGCCCGUGCCCCCUGCUGCUGUUGUUCCGAUCGCUGCUCGGGCUGGGGCUGCUGCAGACCGGCCUGGGCUGCGCCCUGGUGGCUGUGUGCUUCGGGGCGCUGUCGCUGAGCAGCGCCCCGCAGGUGAAGAACGCGUGUCCCCUCUGGGCCGGCUCCUCGGCAAUCUUAUGUGGAAUCUUAGGGUUAACAACAUGGAAGAGGCCAAUGCGGCUUUUGGUUAACCUUUUUGUUCUGCUGUCUAUGAUCAGUUUUAUGCUGAACGUGACUGGAUUAAUACUAGGAUGUCAAGGCAUUCAGUUUGUGUCCGGGGUACCCAGAUGCGAUUUGAUGGAUAUGGAUGAAAAUAAGACUUGUUUUUGCUGUGAAGAACUUCAUCCCACUACCUGCACAGAAGCAAAGGCUGUACUGAAGCUAUACCAUGUGAAGUCAUGCAGUGCUGCUCACCUUCUUCUCAAGAAGGUUCUCUUAGCUCUUAGUGCCCUGAAUGCACUCACUGCCGCAGUUUGCUUCACAGCAGCUGCCCUGCAUUACUUACUGACACUGGCAUCCAGAAGAUCCUGCACAGAUGAAUGUGAGAUUGAAGGUGAAGAUCGCAAUUUGGAUCCGGAUGACUUUGUCCCACCUGUCCCACCUCCCUCCUAUUUUGCAACUUUUAAUGCUUGUACUCCACAAUGUCACAGCACACCUGUCUCUGAUGUGAUUUCACUGCACUAUAUUUAUGUAACACGAAUCAGAGGGGUUGAAGUGUACUGCCCUCUGGACCCGCCUCCACCAUACGAAACUGUGUGCAGCUCAAAAAGCUCUGAGCAGGGAGGUGCACUUGAAAUAAAUGGCGUGGAAGAUGUUGAUUCAGGGGAAGUAAGUGGCAGGCAGUCCUCUCAAGCUGAAGAAAUUCAGGAGCCUUCCAGCAGAGUGAGCCUUUCCCCUUCAAAUGCCAGCUGUGUGCCUGCAGGAAAAAACAGGAGAGCCUUCAGUCCCUUGUGGAAAUGUUCUAAAAGUGACCCUGUGCUCCUGCACUGCCAGCUGCCUCAAGAGACAGUGCUCAGGUGUGAAACUGCAACACUCAAUGAUGUAAAUCCACUGCAUGCUGUCACCUUGCGGAAGAGUUCAAGAGCAGGAGCUUCGAGGGGAAGACCCCAGUCUCUGAUAGACUAUAAGUCUUACAUGGACACUAAACGGCGUGUGGCAUGGAUCCUUGAGCAGUCCUGCAGCAUGAGCCCAGACAUACAUGACUUGGUGGAAAAUAUCAAGUCUGUUUUAAAAUCAGAUGAGAAACAUAUGGCAGAAGCUGUCACUAGUGCCACUUUCCUUGAGCAGGCGAUGACAACACCUGCCCAGCAAGCCGCAUCAUUGAGAGUCCAUGUGUUGCCUUCCAGAUUGCAUCCUGGAUUGCUGUACCUGGAGAGCUGUGGUGACUUGAGUACUUUCACCACAGAGGGAGAACAGCUAGCAGAGAGGAGGAUCCAAAGAGCAGAACAUGAACGGCCUCACAGUGUUAUUGGUGUUGUCAGAGAAACUGUGCUUUAAGCUGGCUUUUUGGCUAUUCCUCAGCAGAGCACUUCUGUCAACAUACACAUACUGCAGAGGAAAACCAUCUUUGGCAAGUGGGUGGAUGGGUUUGUCACUAAUCACCUUCUUUUUUAAUACUCUUAUGCACAGACUCCAAAGGGUGAAGAUCAUUCUACAAAGAGUAAUGAGCAGAUUGAAAGCUGACCUUUACUGGGCUCUCAGCUGCAGCUCAUCUGUUCGUGAUACACUGGUGCCCUGCAUCUCUGUGAAGUUUGGUAAAGUGUAGCUGUGGGGUAUGAUGAUACAUCAUUCUUGUGGAAGGAGCUGUCAAAAGCAGUACUGAAGAACUUCACAAAUUUUUGGCACUUUGGUUUAAAUUAAAAUCUCCUGUCAUAAAAUGGAGACCUUCAGAUACAAACUAAGUUAGUAAAAAAUGGUGUACAGAAUUGUAAAAUCAUUCUUUACAAAGGAAGGUUGUUGAUGGGCAAACUGUACUAAAAAUAAAAUCUGUCUUCAAGAAGUGCUCUUAUGGUUCAGUAAACUUCUCUCUUAAUGGCGGAACAUUAUUUUUGUCUUAAUGAUGGAACAACAUCCAAACCCAAAAGCACAGGUGUUUUGCAACAGGUGGUGCUGGCUUGUUACUGUCCUGGGAAGAAAGGCACUCUGUGUGUAGUUUCAUUUAAAAUGCUGUUUGUUGCAGUAGGUGCUAUGAACAAAGAAGCUGAUAUAGUUAAUUUUAUAUUCCUUCAGGUGCUGCGAACCCCAGAUUGUGCAGCAUCAGCAGGGCACAAGUUAUGGAGAUCCCACCAUUUUACCCCAUUGAGGUCAUUUGACGUAAUAAAAAAUUUUCUUAGAGAACAAUUCUAUUCAUCACUUCAGCAGUCAAAAGGGCUGUUCAUGUGGGACCUUACUGCUGCACUUCUAGACAAAGGCAGGGACACACAUGCACUGCUGGGUGGUAGUUACCAUUUUGAGUGCCACUGGGGCUGCCUGCAGGCUCUCUACUUAAAAUAAACCAUCUAAAUUUAUUCUGUGGCCAAGGGACAUCCCUGGAGGUCCAUCUGUAGGAGCAGCACAAAGCACAGCACAGGCCUGGCCCUACUCAGGUAAGAGGCACGUGGAUCAUGAACUCUUCAUGUACCAUGAUUUUGGGUCAGGAUUGCUCCAUAUGUUUCUGCAUUGAACAAUUAUUUGAAUUACAGUCCCACCACUGACACUGUCAGUCCCUGCAGGUCACCAGCAUCACUCCUUCAGCCUGCAAGGCUCUACAGGGUGCUGGAACUGGGGUGGGGUCUGCUUGUCCUCUGUGUGGAUCCCAACCAUUAAAAACACUGAAGGAGGGGGCAAGAAACAUGUCCCCUGUGUAUACAGCAAAUCUGCUGACAUUUUUUUCUCUGUACUGCUGGAGUUAGGUCUUAUGUUUAUCCACCAAAAUGCAGAAAAGUUUGUAACACAGAAAUUGAUAUGUACAGAUAAUGGUAAGAAUAAAUAGGAGAAUGGAGGGUGGUACACAAGGGAAUGCAGAACUCAAGCUCAGCCUGUCUACUGCACCCUUACCAGGGACUUCACAAUUUCUUCUGUCAUUUAAGCAACUAAGGUGAAAUAUUUCAUUCUCUGAUGUUGAUGGUAUGUGUAUUUCAUGUUAUGAACAGCCACUAAGUGGCUGAAUGCCCAUGUUUAGUUUUCUUCUUAAUCAGCUGUGAUCUGUAUUGUCAUUUCUGUGCUUUCAAAGUACUCAUGAGAACCUAUGAGGCACAGAAAAUCCUAUGAAGCCUCACCAGAUGAAACACUCUCUGGAUGACUUUUUUUUUUUUUUACUUUCAAGUAUGAUCAUAUUUUUUAUAAUCUCUCACUAUAUAUUUUUAUUUUAUUAUUAUAUAUUUUUAAAAAGUAUUUUUAACCUUAGCACAGGCAGUUCCAGGAUUAAUUCUACGGACAGACAUAUCACAAUUCUACUUUUUAUUUACUGAAAUGGUGUUAGGUCUUUAAUAAUAAAUCAUGCUGAUGACAUUUAAAGGAAAACAGUGAUUUCAGAAACUACUCUGUGAAGAACUUUUAUCAAAGCCCCAUUUAUGAAAAAUUCCUAUUUAAAGUUGUUCAGUCAAAGAAAUACUAUUUCUGUCACAAUCACAGUAGAUGAAGAAUCACCUUUGU